GCCAGGAAAUCUUUUGGUGAGCAGCAAGCCACGGCGAAUCGCUGCAUAGACGUCGUGUCCAGAGAUAAUUAGUAUCUUCGCCACGUUGCCAACUUGCAGCACACCUAACGAGCCAAUCAGGGUCUAUCCUGAGAAGGCGCUACUAGGUGGCAGUAGGGUUAUAGAAUCCAGACGUGGCCUCGCACCUAGUAGGUCAUCAGGUUUGGGCCUUCGCUUCUAUACCCCGCAUUCGCGUCACUGACCCUCCCUGAAACACCGCCGCGUUUCCCUCGGCAUUGCAAAAUAGGCGCACCUAGCUACCCCGUUGCGUUAUUGCCCCGCUGUGCUCCUAGUCGCCCAGCUGCCGCGCUACUAGUGGCCCCGUUUUCGCCUAGCUUACAGCUUGUUGUUCAACUCAAAUAGACAUCAGGCCCUCCAGCUCUCCGGCGUCAGACAUGUAGGUCCGAGCAAGGUCGCAAGCUCUUCAGUAGGCGCAUUUAAGUAUAUAUUCUCCCAGACUGGGACCCCUAGGUCCAAACGGAGUACUGGAAUUUUCAAACUAGUGUGGGGAGAUGGUUAUAAGGAGACAGCUAAGCCGCGGCAGGAGGAGGACGGGUGCACGCGACUUAUGCUCCUUACUGCGACGGCCGCCCCUGUCGCUGCCGCUGCUCGUGCUGCUCCUCCUGGCCGUGAUUCCCGCGUCGCAAGUGCGAUGUACUACAGCAGCAGCAGAAUCUGCAGACGCAGGGGGAGCAGACGCAUGGGAUGACGACAGCAGUGACGUCACCGUUAUCACACUCGCGGACGCCGACGUGCCCGACAUCACCGAUGACGACGAGGAGGAGUCUUCCACGUCAUCCCCCUCCUCUUCCACGUCAUCAUCGUCGUCGUUACCGUCGUCGUCGUUUUCAACGUCCUCUGCGCCCUCCUCUUCGCGACCUCUAGUAGUCUCAUCCUCCUCCUCAUCCUCCUCCUCCUCCUCUGCCUUCUCCACCCCCUCUUCCUCCUCUUCCUCCUCCUCGUCUGCUUCCUCCUCCUCCACCUCCUCUUCUCCUUCCUCUUCCUCGUCGUCCGUCCGUCGCUCUCGCUCCUCCACUUCCUCUUCUUCCGCCGCCCCCGCCGCCGCCGCCGCUGCCGCCGCCGCUGCUCAAGCCACCAAAUCCUACAUUAUCCACCUCUCCUCCGCUCCCCCGGUCCUAACCUACCGCGGGGGCCUCCUGGGCUUUAAAGCCACGGCGAUCGCCGACGACGGGGACGACGACGACGACAGCGUCGACGACGACACGAACGACGGCGCCUUUAAGGAGGUCAUGGGCAAGGUCCUUAAAUCGCACGACGGGCCCGUCGCCGACGCGUUGGAGAGCGCCGCCGCCGCCGUCGAUUCCGCCGCGAAGAUCGCAAAGGCGAUUCUGAAGAAAGUCGAGUCGGCAGCUGCGACGGUCGCGAGCCGGUUAAAGGAGGCGAAGCAGAAAGCGGAGCAGCGAGCGGAGUUAAAUUUCUGGUCGCAACGGCCUAGAACCAUCCCAGAUCUACUAUCCCAGCCUGUUAAAGAUUUCCAGCAAUUCUUGGAGCAAUCGCAGCGGAGAAUUCUUUCGAGCAUGAAUAUUCCCGAGGAGAAAAUAUUUCAAAGCUCCACUUUCACUGCUAACAGUUUCGCCGCGACGCUUACCGCAGCGGAGGUGAAGAAAUUGAAAAAGCAUCCCGCGGUGGCUGCAAUUGAGCCGGAUGUUUUGUUUACGAAGCUGACCACGGAUUCGCCGAGGUUUUUGAAGCUGCCCGAAACGCUGUGGCCCGCGACGGGCGGGCAGGACAGCGCGGGGGAGGGGAUGGUCAUUGGGAUUGUCGACACGGGCAUUUGGCCCGAGCACCCUUCGUUUGCUGACCCGGCCUACAAGCCCUACAGCAGACCCCCCAGGCGGUGGCGGGGAAAGUGUGAGAAGCGGGCGGAUUUCAGCGCAUGCAACCGGAAGGUGAUUGGAGCGCGGUUUUUCAGCAAGGGCUUUAAGAAGAACAUGGGGUCUAUCAGCAGCACCGUGGAUUACCUCUCGGCUCGCGACGCGGACGGCCACGGCACAUGGUGUGCAGGGGCGGCAGCAGGCAACGGCCAUGUGCAGUAUGCAGCGGGCACGGGCUAUUCCUACGGCAAUACAAGUGGCAUGGCUCCCCGGGCCCGUCUGGCAAUAUAUAAAGUCCUGUGGAAGCAGAGCGAUGGGCAGUCGUUUGCGACCUACUCUGACAUCCGCGCAGCCGUCGAUGCGGCCGUAUCCGACGGUGUGGAUGUGCUCUCGAUCUCCCUGGGAGGGAGCGUUCCGAGUUACUUCUCCGACAUUGCAUACAUCAAUGCUGCCAAGGCCGGGGUGUUUGUGGUGAUGGCAGCGGGGAAUGCGGGGCGCCCAAAUCCAAAGAAACUGGUCGGCACCAUUGGCAAUGCCUCGCCCUUCUAUCUCACUGUCGGCGCCAGUUCCAUAAGCCGGUACUAUAAUCUGCAAAUCACCCUCGGAGACGGGUCGCAAAUCAUCGGCGUGGGAACUACCCCUCCUCCCACCGGCUCCAACGGCUCUCUCGCUCUCAUAGGCACCGGGAUGGGAGCAGGGAAUGGCAGUAUGGGAGGAGAGGAGGGAGCGGGAACUGAUGGGGGGGACUCUGGUGUAAGCUGCAGCAGUGGGAGUGACAACAGUGGGAGUGACAAUAGCGGAAGUGGGGACACAGCUUCUACCACUGCUGGCUCUGAUGCUGCUGGUGAUGGUGAUGGCAGCAGCAGCGGUGCCGACAGCAGUGAUAGCAGCAACAGUAACAGUACUGAUAGUGUCGAUGCUACUGGUGGUGGUGAUGGCAGCACUGGUGGUGAUGCUGCUGCAGACGAUAGCAGCAGCAGCAGCAACAGCACCAGCAGCAACAGCACCAGCAGCAACAGCACCAGCAGUGACAGUGGCAGCAGUGACAGCAGCAGCAGCGACAGCAGCAGCAGCACCACCAUCGUCAGUUGCAGCAGCACCAGUGGGUCCGGAGCGUCAACAGCAGCAGCAGACACAGAUUCCCUCAUCCCAGAUCCCUCCCCUGACUCUCCUUCAACCUCCACUGAAAACGCUUCCACUGAAGGAGGUUGGGUCGACUCUACUCCAGUCAUCAACGCCCCCCCUCCCUCUGUCGAAGACUCUGUCCCGUGGGUAAUUUGCAGCGAUACCUCCUCCACCUCCUCUCUUUCCGCCUGCACCGCCGAGGCACCAGCAGCAGGAGCCGUGCUGGUGGUGGGAAACAGCGCCUCUCCCUCUGGCACAGUCAGCACUUUAAAGCUUAAAAGGAAGACGCCUCAAGCGGGAAUGUUUGCAACUCUGAAAGAGGUUGCAGCAGGAGCGGCCGGCCGGCCGGCAAUCGUCCUAUCUGUCGAGCACGGGGAGAUUCUGCGGAAAUAUCUGGAAUCCACGGAUAACCCAUCGGCAGUGGUAACCGCAUCGUGGACAGCGAUCGAUCCGACGGCUCCCGUCGUGGCAUCGUUCUCCUCUGCUGGCCCGGUGAUCAGCCCGCGAUUCAAGCUCUACCCGCCGUUCACCCCCACCAACAACAUCUUAAAGCCGGAUAUAAUUGGUCCGGGGUGCGACCUGGUGGCUGCUAUGCCAGGAGAUUCUGCUGCUUCAGCUACAGACAAUCCUGCCGACCAGUCAGCUGGUUCCGAUGGGUCUUCAGGGUCAACCGACUCUUCCUCCUCUUCCUCCUCCUCUGGAGAUACUUCGACCGAUGGAUCUUCGUCCAAUGACACCUCCACGUCCGGGGGGGAUUCUCCAGGUUCGGCAUCGCCCAACACUACUUCCCCAGGCACCAUGUCUGGCUUGGGAGGAUCAACCUUAGCUUCGGGUUGGAGUCUCAACCCGCAGUAUCCGCAGUCGCGGGAUUUCACAUACCUCUCCGGAACGUCCAUGUCUACACCUCACAUUGCGGGUGUAGCUGCACUAAUAAUGCAACGCCGGCCACACUGGACCCCGGCGCAAGUGAUGUCGGCAUUAAUGACUACAGCUUAUAAUGAGAACGGGGUGAAGAAGCCGAUACAAAGAGAUGCAAAGGGAGAAGCUACACCAUUCGACGUGGGCGCCGGACACGUUAACCCAUCGCGGGCCUUAGACCCCGGGUUGACGUAUAAUGCGCGCUUCCGAAGCUACUUGCGAUUUUUGGCGGGGCAAAGCUUUAUCCGGACGAAGCGGUUCUUCCCCUUUGUGCCUUUUCUAGUGCCAAUGAGGGCGUACAAUCUCAACCGGGCGUCCAUCUCCGUUACAAACCUCCUCGGCGUAGCUUUUGUUACGAGGAGAGCAACAAAUGUGUAUUCCGAGACGUCAACUUACAAGGCUUCAAUCGAUGCACCUAAGGGUGUGAAGGUGAGUGUUUGGCCGACUAAAUUUAUGUUGCGUCCAGGGCAAAGUGCCACUUAUGUUGUAACAAUAGCAUCGCUGAAGCCAGUUGGGGAAUUUCGGUUUGGGUCGAUCACGUGGGUGGAUAAUCAUGGGCAUAAGGUGCGCAGCCCAAUUGUUGUAAGAUCUAGGUUCACGUAAAAUACUAUAUUUUUUGUUAGAUUAGAGCCAAUUUUGUGGUCUUUGAUUUUUUACUACUGAGUUGAGAAUAAAAUUAUUGACAGUUC
This is a messenger RNA of Closterium sp. NIES-67, 4606 nucleotides long. NCBI's taxonomy places the organism in Eukaryota, Viridiplantae, Streptophyta, Zygnematophyceae, Desmidiales, Closteriaceae. The record is from the annotation of a GenBank genome assembly.